Molecule: messenger RNA, 765 nt
Organism: Seminavis robusta
Lineage: Eukaryota; Bacillariophyta; Bacillariophyceae; Naviculales; Naviculaceae
Source: the annotation of a GenBank genome assembly
AUGACAAAAUGGGAAGUUUUGAAUGUCAAAGACAAUCUUGAUGGAAGUGACAAGAGUGCUCCCUCUGAGGAAAAUCGAGAAAAUAACGAAAGAGAUCGGCGGCGUCUUCAGACACGUGCCUUGACGGCAUUUGUGGCCGACUUGAACUAUCGUGACGCUGCUAUACAGGCUGAAAAAGAGAAAAGCGAUCAAGUUACGAGCUUUUAUCAAGUCCAAGGGGCGUUUUUUGCUGCUCCAUCAUCAACCGGAAGAGCUAAAUGUCGCAUUUGUGAUGAACCUAUAGCAAAAGAAACCAUCCGAGUGACGCACCAUGAUCUCUACAAAUUCUACAACCAAGGAUGUGGAGGGAGUUGGGAUGUACGUCAAACCCAGAAGCAUUAUCAUGCAUCAUGCUUUGUAGAUUCGUGUCAUCCCAGUGACCAGAAAUUUAAGGAUGGGACAGAUGUGACUCUUGAGAAUGUAAGCACGGACUUUUUGGUGGCACUUGAAAAGGUGAUAGUAAGCAAGAAGGAUCUCUAUGAAAAAGACAAAGACUACCAAAAACUGUUCAGAGGACCUACUACUUUGAGCUACCCUUCCAACAUGUUAACUUUUGGGCGUGUGAAUCCUCAGGUUACCGCAUCUGUAUCGUAUACUAAUCCUGCUUCGACGGAGUUGGCUGAGUAUGAUUACGUUGUGCAAACUGGAUACACGUCGGGACCGGAGCAACAAUGUUGGGUUCCUUUUCUUUCCACACUUGGCUUGUUGAUAGUGCCGCAUGAAUAG